Molecule: messenger RNA, 1782 nt
Organism: Alligator sinensis (Chinese alligator)
Lineage: Eukaryota; Metazoa; Chordata; Crocodylia; Alligatoridae
Gene: HSCB
Product: HscB mitochondrial iron-sulfur cluster cochaperone
Exons: 3
Coding region: 156-476 (106 amino acids)
Biological process (GO): protein complex oligomerization; [2Fe-2S] cluster assembly
Cellular component (GO): mitochondrion
Molecular function (GO): protein-folding chaperone binding; ATPase activator activity
Source: RefSeq, a predicted model, not a curated record
CGUCCGCACACGAUCAGCCCCGACGGGGGGCAGAAGCCCCCAGCUGGCUGGCCGGCUGGCACCAAGCGAGCACGGGGGGUCUGCUCGUGAAGCGAGGCGUAGCGCGUGGCGUCGGCGGCUCCGGGCAUUGGGAUGCGCGGCGUGGGGAACGGCUGAUGGCGAGCGAGCGCCCACUGCUCUCUCCUCACCAGCUGGAGCUGCGCGGCGUGACGCUGGCGGAGGGAACGGAUGAUGACGCGGACGUGGAGUUCCUCGCGGAAAUCAUGGACAUCAACGAGAGGCUGGCAGAUCCUGAAGACAAGGCUGGCUUACAAGAGCUGGAAAGCUUAAUUGCAGCUAAGCAAGAACAACUGAUCACAGACGUGAACCAGGCUUUUGAAAGAGAUGAUCUUCAAGAAGCCAAGAAGCUGCUAGCCAAAAUGAAAUAUUUUGCAAACUUGGAGGACAAGGUCAAGAGCAAGAAGAUUCCAUCUUGAUAUCACAUUCUUAAGCACUGAGAGAUGAUACAGCUCUUAAUUUAAAAAGUGACUGUUUCUGAUUCAGUAAUUAAAAGCAGCACAAUAGCGUGCCUCUUGAUUUCUGCCAUGUAGUAAGUCUCCAGGCAGAAGGCCUGCGUGAAAGAUCCAGUACCUGCCUUAGCAUCAGUUGGAAACUUUGGCAGGAGGUGUAAAACUAGUCCAGACUCAACAGCAGCGUGUAAGCUGUGGUAGGUGUUUACAGGCGAGGAAAUGAAAAGUCAGUGGAGAACAUAAAUGAUGAUUGUAAGGAAUUAAGAAAUUGAGUCUAAUAAAAUAUGAAGGUGUGUUAAUGGUUAAUUUAGACUUGAGGUAAAAAUGCUGGCUGGACAGGCAUGGAAAUGAAGCACAAGGCUCUUUCAGAAAACAGGUGAUGUACUCAAAGUGAGGGGUGCUAUCUUCCACCUGUCUUGGAAGAAAAUAAAUGUAUGGGGAUGAGAGAAGUGUGCAUAGAUUCUUACUAACCAGAAACCAGACAGAGUCAGAUGAGCUACGCAAAGGUUACCACACAACCGGAAAGCUGACAACUUCUAUAUUUUGCUGACGCACACUAGAUUGAUUUCAACUAGAAAUCUAGAGGAUUUGUCUAAUACCCUUAGACAUCCCCCUAAUACACUUGAGCAGUAGUUUUUAAAAAAUCAUUUCGUUCUUCAGGUACUCAAAUGGUCUGUUGCUUUCAUUCCAGUGGGAGAAAUUGGAUGCGUCUACGUUGUGCUCUUACAAGAGUAGUGCUGUGUAGGAAGAAUAUCAAAUAGGCCAGGACUUAUCAUUUGCAUUUGAAAAAAAAAAAGUGUUAUCCAUUGAGUAUUUCAAUUAACAGAUGUUUGGUGUGGCCAUUAUGUAAUGCACAAGGUGCUAGUCUCACAGCAUAAAGGCUAUAUUUUGUUCUAAUUCUUCCAGCCACAUCCUUGUUCAGUGCUGGUCAAAAACAAGCUCUUCCUAUUACUUUGCAUCAGGAGCUAAUAUGUUCAGAAUGUGAAGCUGGGCCACACGAUCCAAUGAAAGUACCACAAAAUUUCCAAUAAACCAAAAAUCGACUGAGGCGGGUCACCAGGACCUAUUUUCAUAAAGACAACAGCCAUACCUUUAAACAUUUUUAUUGAAUUGUCUUUUUUGUAUAUAGUAUUGUAUACACAUUUUUUAGUUUCUUAUGCUACUUCAGCAAGCUUCAUCUGUCUUAUAAUUAUAUUUCACCUGAUGAUGAUACUACUAGCUGCCUGUAAAUACAAUAUUUCAGCAUUAUGUUUCGCUGUCUAAUUUAUAAAAC